UUCUCCCAAUAUGCCCUUUGGUCAGAAGCAGCCACCGCGGGGCCAUUUCCAGAAAUGCGUGGUGGGUAUAUCCGUCCUCGCGAAGGAACCAAAAGGGAGCCAGCUGUUUCCAAUACGAACGUGAGGAGUAAUGGGGUCCGUCGAUCAGAUAUUCCGAAACGACGGCCAGGAUUUCGGGAGAGAGCAUUUGAGGUCCAUUAAAGCUGAAUUUCACUUGCAGGAGGUUACCCUAUUUUUAAAACAUAUACCUGAACCCACUCGACAACAGUCCCAUAAACAGAGCGACGACGGAGAGAGCCACACAGAACAACCGAAAAAUAAAAAAGCACAGAGAGAGUUUCUUCUCGAAGGCAAUAGGAAAUGGCAGAAGCCGAGGAUAUUCAGCCACUUGUUUGUGACAAUGGAACUGGGAUGGUUAAGGCUGGAUUUGCUGGGGAUGAUGCUCCAAGGGCUGUGUUCCCUAGUAUUGUAGGUCGCCCUCGACACACUGGUGUGAUGGUGGGUAUGGGCCAAAAAGAUGCCUAUGUUGGGGAUGAGGCUCAGUCAAAGAGAGGUAUCUUGACCUUGAAAUACCCAAUUGAGCAUGGAAUUGUUAGCAAUUGGGAUGACAUGGAGAAGAUCUGGCAUCACACCUUCUACAAUGAGCUUCGUGUGGCUCCAGAAGAGCAUCCAGUUCUUCUCACAGAAGCGCCUCUCAAUCCCAAGGCCAAUCGUGAGAAAAUGACGCAGAUUAUGUUUGAGACCUUCAACACUCCUGCUAUGUAUGUUGCUAUUCAGGCCGUCCUUUCCCUUUAUGCUAGCGGUCGUACAACCGGUAUUGUUCUUGACUCUGGGGAUGGUGUGAGUCACACAGUUCCCAUCUAUGAAGGCUAUGCCCUUCCACAUGCUAUCCUGCGUUUGGACCUAGCAGGUCGUGAUCUCACAGAUGCCCUCAUGAAAAUCUUGACGGAGCGUGGUUACUCUUUCACCACUACUGCCGAGCGUGAAAUUGUGAGGGACAUGAAGGAGAAACUAGCCUAUAUUGCUCUUGACUACGAGCAAGAGCUAGAGACAGCGAAGACAAGCUCAGCAGUGGAGAAGAGCUAUGAGCUACCCGAUGGGCAGGUGAUCACCAUCGGUGCUGAACGAUUCCGCUGUCCUGAAGUGCUCUUCCAGCCAUCCAUGAUCGGGAUGGAAGCAGCUGGCAUACAUGAAACAACAUACAAUUCUAUCAUGAAGUGUGAUGUCGACAUCAGGAAGGAUCUCUAUGGUAAUAUUGUCCUCAGUGGUGGUUCCACUAUGUUCCCAGGCAUUGCUGAUAGGAUGAGCAAGGAGAUUACAGCAUUAGCUCCAAGCAGCAUGAAAAUUAAAGUGGUGGCACCACCAGAGAGGAAGUACAGUGUCUGGAUUGGAGGCUCCAUUUUGGCAUCUCUCAGCACCUUCCAACAGAUGUGGAUUGCAAAGGCAGAGUAUGAUGAAUCUGGGCCCUCAAUUGUUCACAGGAAAUGUUUUUAAUCAUGCAAAGAAAGUGGUGGGCAAAGAAUUUACAAGAUACAUUGUGUUUCUGAGAGGCUUCGAAUCUGGUGGUUGCGGACUUCCCUUUUUCUAAUUUAUUUCCCAUUCUUCAUUCAUGUUGUUUCUCUAUGUUUUUUCUUUUGUUAUUCUGGGACGGUGAACAUGGAGGCAAUCAAAUUAAGUAUCAGACUCAAUUUUUUCAUAACUAUUUGUUGUAGAAGGGUUGUGUAUGGUUACUGCUCUGGUUUGGGUUGAAACAGAAAUUCUUUUUGCUAUAAUUUAUUUAAGAGAUCUUAUGAUUGAUUAUAA
Messenger RNA from Juglans microcarpa x Juglans regia, 1803 nucleotides. RefSeq names its product actin-1. Bases 361 to 1494 code for a protein of 377 amino acids. Gene Ontology annotation, cellular component: cytoplasm. The transcript has 5 exons. NCBI's taxonomy places the organism in Eukaryota, Viridiplantae, Streptophyta, Magnoliopsida, Fagales, Juglandaceae. The record is from RefSeq and is a predicted model, not a curated record.